UUGUUAUCAAGUGUAAUUUCUAUUCAGAAGAGUGAUGCAUUAGUUCCGGUUCAUCCGCUAAAACAUGUGUGGACUUAUUGGUAUUUAAAUGAUCAGCGUGAUAAAAGUUGGGAGAAGCGACUCAAAGUUGUGUCAAAUUUUGCUACUGUAGAAGAAUUUUGGGCACUUUAUGUUAGUAUUCGUCCACCAUCAUUAUUACCUUCUGCUUGCGAUUAUAGCGUUUUUAAAAAAGGCAUUCAACCGAUGUGGGAAGUACCAGAAAAUUCAAAGGGUGGUCGUUGGCUGAUAACAAUUGAUAGGUCUAGGCAUCACGACCUACUGGACUUAAUAUGGUUAGAAGUUCUGUUAGCUGUUAUAGGUCAGCAGUUUGGUAAAUACACAGACGAUAUAUGUGGUAUAGUUGUGAACAUACGAAAUAAAGGAUCUAAAAUUAGUAUAUGGACGACAGAUUGCAAUAACGAUGAAUCUAAUUGCAAAAUAGGGGAGAUAUUAAAACAGAAGUUGAUGAGUCCAGAUAUAGACUCGAAAAUUCAGCGACCAAUAUUUGAUAUUCUUCGUUAUGAAGACCAUCAGGAAGUUCAAAACAAGAUUUCUAGCUCAGUAAAAGCAAAGCAUAUCAUUACAGCUGCCGAUUAG
Molecule: messenger RNA, 636 nt
Organism: Thelazia callipaeda (thelaziosis nematode)
Lineage: Eukaryota; Metazoa; Nematoda; Chromadorea; Rhabditida; Thelaziidae
Source: the annotation of a GenBank genome assembly